AUGAGUAUAGCUGCAGGUCUGAUACCGGUGACACAAAAGGCGUCAAAUGUAUGCGCAUACUGCAGAGUCAGGAAACAGAGAUGUGACCGCACUCUGCCACGUUGCCAAAGAUGUACUGUAAAAGAACGACACUGCGACUACACGCCAUUCAAGGAGCCAAUUCGCCAGCAGGACGACCAUGUCACGCCAUUGGUGCAGCACUCUAAUACUUGUCUCCAUACAGAUCUGACCCUCCGCGGGGUCAGUGAGCUGCUUCAUGCAACUACAACAUGGAUCACGUCUGGUGGUACACCCGGCGCGGCAGCCAAACUCUCCGAAGUCAUAUUCGAUAUCCUCGACCUAGCCGACGUAGACCUGGCACUAGCACUAGAUGAGUUCGGUACCUGCAUACAGCAGUGGUGUCCCGUGUUCCCCACGUCCUAUCUUUACGGCGAAACAGAAGACCUAUCGCAGCAAUCCCAACACAAAGACAGAUUACGCCGCCCCUUACUCUUGCUAUGUCUCUGGCUUGUCACUCGCCGGACCUGCGUACAACAAGCCCACACCACACAGCCCCAAAUCUACCUAGCUCUCAAGCAAGUCCUCGCCCUCCUCCACUCAAGCAACCAAAUCAGCCUCCAAAUCCUGCAAAUAUCCCUCCUCCUAGCAAUCUACGAAACCGGCCAUGGCCAAUCCCACGCCGCAUACCUCACCCUCUCCACCAGCAUCUCCCUCUUCAACCUCCUCCUCCUCUCCCCCUCCCCCACCCCAAUCCCAGACUGGCUCAUCUCUAGCAUCCUCUUCCUCUCCACAACCCUCUCCACAACCCACCCGACCCCCGGUUUCCCCCUAGCCCUGUCCCCCUCAAACCCCCUAGUCACCUCCCUCGCUUCCUCCCUCCCCCCCACCAUCCCCGCA
This is a messenger RNA of Bipolaris oryzae ATCC 44560, 897 nucleotides long. RefSeq lists its product as uncharacterized. The transcript has 2 exons. The annotation marks the transcript as partial. NCBI's taxonomy places the organism in Eukaryota, Fungi, Ascomycota, Dothideomycetes, Pleosporales, Pleosporaceae. Gene Ontology annotation, biological process: regulation of DNA-templated transcription. Gene Ontology annotation, cellular component: nucleus. Gene Ontology annotation, molecular function: zinc ion binding; DNA-binding transcription factor activity, RNA polymerase II-specific. The record is from RefSeq and is a predicted model, not a curated record.